Molecule: messenger RNA, 1518 nt
Organism: Dreissena polymorpha
Lineage: Eukaryota; Metazoa; Mollusca; Bivalvia; Myida; Dreissenidae
Product: atrial natriuretic peptide receptor 1-like
Exons: 14
Coding region: 1-1518 (505 amino acids)
Biological process (GO): protein phosphorylation
Cellular component (GO): membrane
Molecular function (GO): protein kinase activity; peptide hormone binding; signaling receptor activity
Source: RefSeq, a predicted model, not a curated record
AUGGCUGUGGCAUGGAGCGUUCCACACUUCACGUACGUUGGCAUGGACGUGUCGCUUAAUAACAAGAGAGAGUUUUCUUUGCUCACAAGAAUGUCAUACACGCUAAAUGCAUUUGCCAAGUUCUAUUUGGAGGUGUUUGAUGCGUUCGGCUGGACAGACAUUGCAAACAUCUACGACCCAGAUGAGUAUCUGUCAAAUCUUAUUGGCACCAGUUUUCAGGCUUCGUUCCAAGCACUAGCGAUUCAUAUCCAUUCGUCAGAAAUCCAUCUGCGCCAAAAAACUGAAGACAUUCAAUCCGAGAUCUUGCGAGUAAUUAGAAAAGCCAGCUCUGUUUCGCGAGUGUUCAUCGUUGUGUGUCACGGGGACGUGUUUCGACAGAUGGUUCUGAUGGCAAGCGAGAUAUUGCCGCUUGGCGACUACGUCUUCAUUUUCUUUUUCCAAUUUUCCGGGGAUUUUCCAAUCGGCGAGUACCACUGGGCUAGAGGCGACUUGCUUGAUCAGACGGCGCGGAAGGCGUAUGAGUCCGUGAUGGUUAUUCGGCCCCGUAGGCCUGUUACUGCUGAGUUCGAACACUUUGAGAAGGAAGUUAAGCGCAGAUCCCCGAUAGAGUAUAACUAUACCUGGCAAGACGGACACGAGGUUUCGCUGUUCAAUAUAGCCCAGUAUGACUCCUUCAUACUUUAUGCGCUUGCGCUGAACGAGACUCUCGCUGCUGGCGAGAACCCACGAAACGGACCGAUAGUUGUACGGCGGAUGUGGAAUAGGACAUUCGAAGGCAUUGGUGGCCCAGCGUACGUUAACGCAAAUGGUGACCGGGACACUGACUUCACACUGCUGGAUCUUAAUCCUAACAAUGGGGAAUUUCAGGUUGUUGCCCAGUACCUGGGAUGGACGAACCACUUCGAAUUCAUGUCAGGCGUGAAUAUCCAUUGGCCGGGUCGUGGUGCCACACCGCCUAACCGUCCUAGCUGCGGCUUCAAUGGGGAGCUCUGCGUCGACGCUUCACUGCAGCCCUCAGCUAUAGUAGGUAUCAGCAUCGGUGCUGUAAUCGUCGUGUUCGCAGUGAUUGCUGGGCUGGUUUACAGACGAACGAAAGCAGAAGCGGAAAUAUACAGUCAGUGGUGGCGUGUGCGCAGUGAAGACAUCACCAUGACAACUCAGUCGUCAUUCUUUUCUAGAAGAAGUGAUGGUACUAUGGUGUACAUGCGCAAACCAAAGGUCAAGUCCAUCUCAGUAGAUAGAGCCUUCAUGUUGGAAAUGAAACAAAUGCGUGAUAUCACAUGUCCGAAUCUUACACGUCUAAUUGGUGUGUGUCCGGACACCAACAACGUGUGUAUUCUAACUGAGUAUUGCUCUAGAGGAAACUUACAGGACAUUCUACAGAACGAGUCCAUUCAACUAGACUGGGAUUUCAAACUUUCCCUUAUCAACGACAUCGUUGAGAUGGAUGCAGACGGGCUCAAGGGAAGCGAGACAAACUUUUUCUCAACAACUGAGUCUCCUCCCUUGAAAUGUUAA